UCAUACUGACUCUGACUACAGACUUACCAGCACAUCUCAGCUCUCAUCCUUCACGGGCUCAUUGUUUGGGAUUGCCUCCUGUUAUUAAGAUGUGUGUAUCAUUCCUUAUGGUCCUGCUGGUGGCACUGUACCAUGUUAGUGCUUACAACCAGCAGGUAAACAUCGGGACUCUAAUGGAUAAUGUUCUGGUCCUGAGGGUUCCACAUAAUCAGCACUCCAUAGUCAAUGUUCCUCUUACCUGUGGAGAAGCUUAUCAGAACCAGCCUGUGUUUUGGAAGAAAAAUGAUGAGGAGCUCAACCCUGCUCUGAAGGGUAACCAGGUCAGUGUGGUGGUAGAAGAGAUGGACGGAGGGAACUUCACUUGUCACCUCAACAGUCCAAAUGGUCAAUACCUGAACCACACUUUGGUCCUGAUCCAGCCGGAAGGGAAUACCAGAACUGUCAUACUGGAAGAACAAUCUCCAGAAGAAGGUCACAUCCACUGUACAACACCGAACUACAAAGGCUCCUUUCACUGCAGCUGGACAAGAAAAAAAUAUACAAACAACGUCUCUGUUCUUCUCGUGAAUGCAGAACGCUCUUCAGAAAAGAUCCCCUGUGAGUUGGAGGCUGAUGGCUCAGGAAUUCACUGCCAGGAUACCGGCUGCCCGUUCAAAGAGGAACAGCAUCGCAUCUUCCUCACCAUUUACAUCCGCAGCUUCUUUCACCUGGAAGUGUACACGAAGGCAUUCUAUCUCAGAGAGAUCGUGCGCCCGGCCCGCCUCGAAAACCUGCGCAGCGGUGACGACGGUGUGUUCAUCUGGGAAUACCCUGAAACAUGGGAGAAACCGUCCACCUACUUCGGCCUGUUGUUCCAGAUCAAGAUCGUUCGCCACAGACAUUCCUGUCACUCUGACAGCCACAUAAUGGUUAACACCACUGAAGUGACGCAGUAUAAGGUCAACAUCAAAACCAAGAAGUUUGUUUUCUGUGUGCGCGCUCAAGACAAGUACACUAACGGGCCGUGGAGUCACUGGAUCCAGUACACAGUGGAUAACCGUGAGCUGGACCGGUAGCCAGAAUGGAAGACAACUCUUUUUUUUUUUUUUAAUGACUGAAUGAGUACUUAUACAUUAUUUAUUCACAUAAUUUAAAGUACACUGUGAUAAAAUAGCCAUAUGGACUUGUAUUGAAUGAAUAAUCUUCUGGGCUCAUUCUUUUUUCUGUUAAUUAUUUAUAUUUUAUAACUGUGCUGCACCAGCUGCAGAAAUGUAAAGCUGAUGCAUAAAUAAAUAAUCCAUAUUUUGCA
This is a messenger RNA of Thalassophryne amazonica, 1288 nucleotides long. RefSeq names its product interleukin 12B, b (gene il12bb). Bases 90 to 1055 code for a protein of 321 amino acids. NCBI's taxonomy places the organism in Eukaryota, Metazoa, Chordata, Actinopteri, Batrachoidiformes, Batrachoididae. The transcript is spliced from 9 exons. The record is from RefSeq and is a predicted model, not a curated record. Gene Ontology annotation, molecular function: protein binding.